UGUAGUGCAUUCUCUGGUGCUGAGAAAUGUGCUGCUAUCAAUGAGACUUGUGUUAACCUUCCUGAACCAGACUUCUAUCGAUGUGGUCAUCCUUGUGAUGUGAAUCAAUGCUUGAAUGGUGGAAACUGCACAGCUCUACCAAAGGACGAGGGUUUUUUAUGUACUUGCUCUUCAGAGUGGACAGGAUCAGUUUGUAAUAUCAAGGUGACGGACUGUUUGUCUGAGCCAUGCAUGAAUGGAGGGUCGUGUUAUCUGAAUGAUAAUGGCUACAUCUGUAUGUGUCCUAUGUACUACACUGGAACUCACUGUGAGACAGACAUGCCACUGUGUAAGUCGAAUCCGUGUCAGAAUAGAGGUCAUUGUCAUCAGUCUGAUGCAAAUACAUAUGUAUGCGUGUGCUCAGCUGGUUACACUGGUGACCAUUGCCAAACCGAGAUAAUGGAAUGUGCAUCGAGUCCGUGUCAAAAUAAUGGCACAUGCAUGGAGGACAUUGCAAAGUAUAGUUGUGUUUGUUUUACUGGAUUUCUAGGUAGCCAUUGUGAACACAUGGUCAUGGUUGAUGAGUGUGCAUCAUCUCCGUGUCGUAAUGGUGCUUUCUGUAGAGACAUGAUGGAUUUUUACCAGUGUUAUUGUCGGCCUGGUUUCUUUGGCAGUAUGUGUGAAAGGAAUGUAGAUGAGUGUUUGGAGUACGAAUUUUUAUUUGGCAAGACUCGGUGCUUCAAUGGUGGAACUUGUGUUGAUGAUGUGGGUUCAUACUACUGUGACUGUCCUGUUGGAUUCACAGGCCAAGACUGCAUGACUGACAUCGAUGAAUGUAUGUCUUAUCCAUGUGUGCAUGGUACAUGCAUCGAUGAAGUCAAUGGAUACCGAUGUGUAUGUAACACUGGUUAUAUGGGCAAUAGUUGUGCUGCAGAUGUAAAUGAGUGUGCAAAUAUAACGCAAAGGUGUUUCAAUGGUGCAACAUGCGACAACUAUUUGGGAGGUUUCAACUGCACGUGUGUUGAAGGUUAUUCUGGUAGCAAUUGUGAGAUUGAUGUGGACGAGUGUGCUUCUAGUCCUUGUGUGCAUGGCACAUGCAACAAUGAGCUAAACCUAUAUCAGUGUGUAUGUGCUGUCGGCUUUGAUGGUGAUCAGUGUCAUAUGGAUAUUGACGAAUGCAAAGUAUCUUCACCAUGUCAAAACAAUGCAACUUGCAAUAAUUACGAGGGUGGUUACAACUGCACAUGUACUGAAACAUACAAGGGACUGCAUUGUGAUAUUGAUGUUGAUGAAUGUAAUGAAAUUUUCCCAGUAUGUCACAAUGGUGGAAGUUGUCAAAAUUCCGUGGGAGGCUAUGAGUGCCAGUGUGUUACAGGAUAUACAGGUUACAACUGUCAAACUGACAUUGAUGACUGUGUUUCUACACCAUGUGCCAAUAAUGGCACUUGCAAUGAUGAAGUUGAUUCCUAUGAAUGUGUUUGUGAAAAUGGGUACACAGGUGCAGAUUGUGACUCUGAGCUCAAUGAGUGUGACUCCAAUCCUUGUGUUAAUGGAGCUUUGUGCCAAGACGAAGUGAACGCCUUUUCCUGCAAUUGUUCGGCAGGAUUCACUGGCAAUCUGUGUGAGACAAACAUAAAUGAAUGUUUAUCUAGUCCAUGUGUGUAUGGCAUAUGUGAAGAUGAAAUCAACAAAUACAGAUGUCUCUGUUCUUCUGGGUUUCAUGGUUUUGAUUGUCAUUUAGAUGUUAAUGAAUGUUCUGUCAUAUUGCCUUUGCUUUGCCAAAAUAAUGGAACUUGCAUUAAUUAUCAUGGUGGCUAUAACUGUACAUGUCCUGAACAAUUUACAGGAUUAAAUUGUGAAACUGAUGUUAACGAGUGUGACUCUAGUAUACCAGUGUGUCACAAUGGAGGAACAUGCCAGAAUUUAUUUGGAGGUUACUCGUGUCAGUGUGUGUUGGGAUCUACAGGACAUGACUGUGAAACUGAUAUUGAUGAGUGUUUAAGCAACCCUUGUGUGACUGGCCAAGGCUCUUGUAUAGAUCUUCUGAAUGGCUAUCAAUGCAAAUGCAAACUGGGCUUCUUUGGCAUUAACUGUGAAACAGAGUUCUGUUCUACCAAGCCUUGUGUUCAUGGAAUUUGUUAUGGAGGUCAUUGUGCCUGUGCCAAUGGAUACACAGGAGAUCGGUGUACUAUUGAUGUUGACGAAUGUCUUCACCGUAAUGAUAUCAUGUGUAACAAUGGUGGAACUUGUGUCAAUUUCAUGGGAGGAUACAACUGCAUUUGUUUGUCUGGUUUUACUGGAGAUCACUGUGAUGUGGAUGUAGAUGAAUGUGCACAAAUAUCAGGGUUAUGCCAUAAUGGGGCUACAUGUGAGAACAGAAAUGGUUCAUAUGUGUGCCACUGUGCCGCAGGCUAUGCAGGUAUGAUCUGCAAUACUGAUAUAGAUGAGUGCACAUCGAGCCCUUGUAAUCAUGGUACAUGUAGUGACAUUGUAGAUGGCUAUAACUGUACUUGUGAAGCUGGAUUUACAGGAGACCAGUGUGAGGCACAGAUUGAUGAGUGUGUCAGUGAUCCUUGCCAAAAUGGAGGUCGCUGUAUUGAUUUUGUGAACCGUUUUAUGUGCUACUGUGACAACCGAUACACAGGAUUACUUUGUAGUCACGAUGUUAAUGAGUGUACACUGUUUCCAGACACAAGUUGCUUUAACAAUGGUAGAUGUAUCAACUUGUUUGGUGGUUAUAGUUGUAAUUGUUCUUCUGAAUACACUGGAAAUAUGUGUGAAUUUGAUGUAGAUGAAUGUCUACAUAAUGAAACAUGUCACAUGAGUGGUGAUUGUGUCAAUAUUAUUGGUGGCUACAAGUGUCAUUGUUUCAAGGGAUACACAGGUCUUAAUUGUCAGACUCAAAUUGAUAUGUGUACAUUGCAGCCUUGUUUGAACAAUGGUACAUGUGUGUCUGAAAUUGGUUCAUUCAAUUGCAUCUGUCCAGCUACUUUUAGUGGCUCUAUUUGUGAGGUGGAAGACUAUUGUUACAAUGCACCUUGUCUCAAUGGUGGAACAUGUAAACAAUCUGAAAAUAACAUCAUCUGUCAAUGUCCUAGUGGAUAUGCUGGAAACCUGUGUGAGGUAGUCAUGACAUCAGUUGUGGAGACACCUGUUAUUACAUCAUCUAGGAAAGCAAGCUUUCCAGUAGUGAUGUCAACACUGUCCACACUGUUUUCAGAUAUCAUCAUGCCAAUUGUUUUUGUCUCAACGACACAACUGCCCAUCAUGGAGGUGCCAGACACAACAUAUAUGGCUACACUUGCUGUUGUGAGUGAACAGCCCCUGCUCACCACACUAUUAACUGUGCCAUCAGCAAAAACGACAACAUUUGUUUCUGAAGUCUCUACUACGACUCCACUGCCAUCUGUUUCUGUAAAAUUGGACGUUUCAUUUUCUACAGAUUUCAUGGCUAUUUUAAGAGUGCAGUCUUCCACUACUCCAGUAGUAAUUCAUCCAACACCCGCUUCAUCAGCAAAAACGACAACAUUUGUUUCUGAAGUCCCUGCUACGACUCCACUGCCAACUGUUUCUGUAAAAUUGGACGUUUCAGUUACUACAUAUUUCAUGUCUACUUUAAGAGUGCAGUCUUCUACUACUCCAGUAGUAAUUCAUCCAACACCUGCUAUGCCAACACCCGCUAUGCCAACACCAACUACGGCAUCACCAACAAUGGCCAAUGCCUGCUUUUCUAAUCCUUGCUUAAACAAUGCAUUGUGCAUAAUAAACACAAUGUACAAUUUUAGUUGUCUUUGUCUCAUUGAUUAUACUGGUACUUUUUGUGAGUCGCAAAUCAGUGACUGUGCUGCAAGUGGAGACUGUUUUAAUGGUGGUAGCUGUGUUGACGAGAUAGGAUCUUUCACAUGCAGAUGUCCUCCUCUAUUUACAGGGCAACGAUGUGAAACAGGAGUUGGUUGCAGUGAGGAUCCAUGCUUCAACAAUGCAACAUGCCAGACAACUCAGACUGCACUAGCUUUCCAUUGCAUCUGUAGUCCUGAUUAUACUGGUAUGCAAUGUCAAACAAAAAUUAACAAUUGUUUGGUAAACAACAGCACGUGCUUGAAUGGUGGAACAUGUGUUGAUGACAUCGACUCUUUUGAGUGCUAUUGCCCAGACAACUUUACCGGACAGCUAUGCGAAACACAACUGACUCCUUGUGAUAUCACACUAAAUUUGUGUAGAAAUGGCGGCUCGUGUUUGUUGUCUCCAGGAGGUAAUGGUUUCCAGUGUUCUUGCACAAGUGACUACACAGGUAUGCAUUGUGAAACAGCUGUGGUAAGUCAAGAUCCUUGCCUUUCUUCCCCAUGUACUAACAAUGGCACUUGUCAUCUCAAUGGCAACAUGGCCUACUGUCUGUGUCCUGUCGACUUCACAGGGGAAUCAUGCGAAACUAUGGUUGAUAUCAAGUUUUGUGAAUUAAACUACUGCUUGAACAAUGGCACUUGUUCUGCCAAUGGAACACAUGUCAGCUGUAUGUGCUUAGACACUUUCACAGGGGUACAGUGUGAGACAUCCGUGAUGGUCGAUCACUGUUCAUCUAUAUCUUGCAGAAAUAAUGGUACAUGUCAGGUGGUUGGAGGGUUCGCUGAUUGUGUAUGUGCAAACGGGUACAGUGGACAACUUUGUGAAUCAGACAUUUGCCAAUUUUCUGUUUGCCAGAAUGGUGGUACAUGUCAUCACAUGGGUGGGGAUGGCUAUUCAUGUACGUGUCCUCCUGCUUUCAGUGGUGAGCAAUGUGAAAUGGUUCUGGGGGAUCCAUGUGACUCUAACCCUUGCAUAAACAAUGGAGUUUGCAUAACAGAUCAAAACAAAUUCACUUGUAGUUGUUCAGAUAUGUACACUGGAAGGUUUUGUGAAACUUCUGUUGAUAAGAGUCCAUGUUCAUCGAAUCCUUGUCAAAAUGGUGGUAGAUGUGAGCCUGACACUUCUGGAUUUACAUGCAGUUGUCUCGUUGACUUUACUGGCUCUCUUUGUGAAACUAGUUUAUGUAGGUCUUUAAAUUGCAACGGUGGCACUUGCAUGAUACAAGAAGGAGAAGCAAUAUGUGUUUGUCCACAAUUCUACACAGGCACUAGUUGCGACAUACCAUCAUGUGAAGGAAGUACUGCUUGUGGCAGGUAUGGUGAAUGCGUCAUUCAAGAUAACGUUCCCUCAUGUGACUGUCAAGAGCAUUAUUUUGGAUCUGGCUGUACCGAUUUGUGUAAUUCACCAAAUGCAGCAUGCAGUGAAGACCACAUUUGUUCUGAAGUUGAUGAUUCACCUCGUUAUCAAUGUAGAAGCAAAGAUGUGACAAUAGUAGCGGAGAGCUCUCGUGGUCCUGCUGAGGGAAUUAUUGGAGGAGCUACAGUUGCAGGGAUUGCUCUAUUAUCACUGGUCAUAAUUCUAAUAGUUAUAGUAGUUUCAAGAAGGAAACAGCACGGAGGAUACAGUCCUCGAGAUGAAGAACAUAAGGCAGAAGUGACUAGCUUGGAAAUGGGAUUAGUGAAAAAGCCUCCACCGGAACGUUUAAGCAAACCACAGACCUUUGUCGCGCCUGAACGUACGUGUACUGUACUGUACUGCUUGUCUGUGCUAUAUCAACGUCAAGUUUGCCGGAUUUUGCUGAAGUCGAACAGUGUAAUGGCUGUGCAAGGACGUGCUUUGAUGUUUUGUCCUGGAAUAUUUAGACUGUUUGUCGUCCUUGCUUUUCUUCCUUACUCAUUGCAAGGUGAUUCUGUUUGUCAAUUUGGAGGAUGUGGUGUGGAUGCAGUGGGUUGCUAUUAUGCUUCGUGGUAUGUAAAUCCAGGAAACAACGCACUUCAUGUAAGGAUGGAAGGAACUGUAGGGGAUGGAUGGUUAGGCAUUGGCUUCACAAGCUCAACAUCUUCUGACAACUUUGAUUUGAUCACCGGAUAUGUUGUAAACAGCACUGUUGUUAUCGAAGAUAGAUAUGCUAUGACGAGUUCUCAUGCUCCAGUUGACCCUGACCAAACAGCUAUACUUGGAGCAAGUGGCAGGGCAACGCCCGAUGCAAUGCAAGUGACCUUUAAUCGCUCUUUGACUUCUGCCGAUGCCAAGGAUGCGUCUUUAGACACACCUGUUCACAUUGUGUUUGCCAGGGGGCCAUUCUUGAAUAACUCAGUUGUGGAAUACUCGUGGAAGAAUAUGACAACUGAAUUGGUAGACGUUUCAAAAUGCAUUUCCUGUCAUACAGAGCCUUGUCAGAACAAUGGUUCUUGUCAUCAUGUCAAUGGAACUGCCUCUACCUGUGUUUGCUUGCCACAGUUUACAGGGCUUCUUUGUGAGACCAAAAUAUGUGACUCGGUUGCCAACUGUUCUGGUCGCGGUGUAUGUGAUUCAUCGUUUGAUUCUGCAAAGGCAGUCGGUAGGAACAACAACAUUUGUACCUGCAGUAAAGGCUAUAAAGGGUUUUAUUGUGAAAAUGAUAUUAAUGAGUGCGAAGUGGAAGGUGGAAAUGAAAUUUGUGGCCAGUUUCCUUGCCUCGACAAAGUGGGACGGUAUGAAUGCGAUUACUGCUUUGAGUCGAAAUGUAAGAAUGGAGCUACUUGUGUGCCAGUCCAUGCCGACUCAACUACAGAUGUCACAUGUCAGUGUCCUGUCGGCUUUCGUGGCUCUGUCUGUGACAUUGAAGAAUGCAUUGAUCCUAAGGACGACUGCAAUGAUCAUGGCAUUUGUAAUCCAUUUCGAAACUAUUCACAACCAAUUUCAUCUGUGAACUCAUUCUGUCUGUGUUCUGGUUACACGGGCGGCCGUUGUGAAAUAUUUAUUGAUUUCUGCGAAUUCUUAGGCAAUCCUGUGUGUAAUGCCAUAAACGAAAAUUGCUCUGCUGAAUUAGGUCAUUUCGUUUGUGGAAAACCGUGUGAGAGUAAUCCCUGUGUCAACGGUGGUACAUGCAGUAGUAAACGAAGUGCUGUUGGAUUUGAUUGUACAUGCCCUCACGGCUUCAACGGUACACUGUGUGAAGAUACAAUUAUUGCUAAUACUACUGUGCUUCCUGUUGUUUCUACAAUGUCACUGAGUCAUAUGCAAACUGCUGUGAUUUCUUCACAAGCUGCCACAGUUUCUAAUACCGUGUUUUAUUCACCAAUGCCGACAUUAUUAGUAACGGAAAGUGUUUCACCAGACAAGGUCCCUGCUUCAUUUUCGUCGUCAUAUUUGAGUGAAUCUUCAGUACCGGUGGUUUUGUCUCCGUCUGCAUUGCCUUUGACUGCUGCUUCUAGCUUUGUUGCAACAACUGAUAUGCAAACGAUUGCCUUUUCAUCACUGGAAGCAUCUUUGACUGCAAGUGUGCCAUCUGCCAAAUCAUCAUUGGUGUCUAGCAGUGUGAAACAUGUUGAAGCAAGCAUCACAUCUACUGUGUUGAUUUUUGGUAAGAAUAAUCUUACUGUGGCACCGUCAGCGACAGUGACCGUGGCGGGGACUGAAUCAGCAAGUGAUGUAGCUAGUGUUUUGUUUUCGGGUACGCCUUUGAAGAGUUUGUUUUCAACUUCACGUCUCGCUGCACUGUCUGUUUCUACACUUUCUGCCUCAGUUCCUUCAGUUGUAACUUUUGCGUCGUCUGUUGCUCAACCUCUUUCAACCUCUACUUCAACCUCUACUUCAACCUCUCUUAAAUCUGGUUUUUCUAUGUUGUCUUCUACUUCAGCUACAUCGUCUUCUACUGUGGGUACAUUGACUUCUACUUCAGCUACAUUGACUUCUACUUCAGCUACAUUGACUUCUACUUCAGCUACAUCGACUUCUACUUUAGUAGUCUCUGCUCGCUCCAUUGCUUCAUCUAACUUAGCCCCUGGUUCGGCUCUUGUUACAUCAGCUUCUGUCACAUCAACUUCUGUCACUUCAGCUUCUGCCACAUCAAUUCCAGCUGUUGCUCAGUCUUUGUCACCUGUACUAACACAUGUGGUGGUAACUGCUGCUGUUUCUGUAGUCACUGCACCAUCUUUGGUUAUCAUCUCUUCUGGAAGUUCUUCUACUCCUCCUUCAUCUCCUGUUGUAUUGUUACGCACCUCUGGAUCAUCCGCUGCUGCUUUGCUUGUGUCACAGAGUCGCAAUGUAAUGGGUUCAAGUCAUGUGGAUAUGAUCGACACCACGGCAUCUAGUCGAAUAAUGCUUAUAUCUUCUACACAGACUUUACUUGUAACUCAAUCUGUAGAUGUGGAUACACCAGCUCCAUUGACAGAUGACGGUGGCAUUGCAACAGGUGUAAUUGUUGGCAUUGUAGUUGGCUGUGUUGUUAUCAUUCUCAUCAUCAUCAUCAUCAUUUGUUGCAUUACCAUGAGUUCUCACAGCAAAGAAGGUAAAUAUAGUCCCAGUCAACAAGAGACGAAAGGUUCAGUUAGAUUAGAACUCGGGAAUAUGCUGCCACUUCCAGAGAGGGAACGAUUAAUUUGAAGAUAUUUUAGUAAUGAUAAGGGAUAGACAGAGAUAGACAUUUUAUUGCAAUUUUACGUUGUCUAUAUAGAUACUACGUGGCUUUACACGUGGAAGCCAUGUGUCUCACU
Messenger RNA from Corticium candelabrum, 8519 nucleotides. RefSeq lists its product as uncharacterized. The coding region runs from base 232 to 8409 and encodes 2725 amino acids. Gene Ontology annotation, molecular function: calcium ion binding. The transcript has 6 exons. The record is from RefSeq and is a predicted model, not a curated record. NCBI's taxonomy places the organism in Eukaryota, Metazoa, Porifera, Homoscleromorpha, Homosclerophorida, Plakinidae.